Molecule: messenger RNA, 693 nt
Organism: Ostreobium quekettii
Lineage: Eukaryota; Viridiplantae; Chlorophyta; Ulvophyceae; Bryopsidales; Ostreobiaceae
Source: the annotation of a GenBank genome assembly
AUGUACCUGGCAGCAAUUGCAGAUUCACAGCCAGCAUCAAGCCCUCAGCUUAUGCAGGCCAACACCUUGGCCCGAGCGCGCCCCUCUGCGCUUGCCAAGGCGCCACCCGUGGCGACACCAUCGCCUCCAUCCCUCACCACAACACCCACAGCCUCCCCUCCAGGGACCCCACAUGCAUCGCCAGUUGCAUCCCCCACCCUCCACCCCAGCCAUCAAGAAACGGCCACCAGGCCAGCGCCACAGGCCACCAUGCUCACUGCUCAGCAUCACCAGCAAAUUCCAUCUGUGACAGCCAUCAGCCAUCCGUUGCAGAACCCUGUGCGCCCAGUUGCCAUGGGUUCACAGCAGGGUACCACUCAGCUUGUGUCGGCAGCAUCGCCUCAGGCUUUGCCACCCUCUGGCUUGGUGAACGGUGGAAAUGUCAGCAGUGCGGCAGCAGCUGCGCAGCAGUUUCUUGCUGGUGGUGGACAGGCGGCUCAGGUGGUGGUCAGCACAGCAGGGCACGGCUUCCUACCUGCUGGCACACACCUUAUCACUCCGUCUGUUCCCGACAAGCCAGUGUUGCCGAAGGGCAAUGAAGGCGCCGCUCCAGCUGCACUGCCAAGGUUGGCAGAUGGUCCACAGGAUGGCUGCACAGGGCAGGCAGUGAAGAAGCCCCGGAUUGAAGAUCAUCAACACGAAGGUGGCAAAUAG